This is a messenger RNA of Eruca vesicaria subsp. sativa (arugula), 2022 nucleotides long. The record is from the annotation of a GenBank genome assembly. Lineage: Eukaryota; Viridiplantae; Streptophyta; Magnoliopsida; Brassicales; Brassicaceae.
AAACAAUCGUCUUAUUCACUAAACUCAUCUUCUUCCUCUCUCUCUCAAACAAAAUCUCAAACAAUGGUAUUCGAAUCCUUCGAAGUCGCCACCGUCCCUUUCAACUCCGACGGCUGGGGUCCACCAGACGCAUCCUCCACCUCCUCCACAAGCGUCGCAGCAGCGAAUCUCCUCCCAAACGUCCCCUUAGCCUCCUUCUCCCGCUCCGAGAAGCUAGGCCGCGUCGCCGACUGGACUCGCACCCUCUCCAACCCCUCCGCCCGUCCCCACACCGGAUCCAAACCCGAUCCCUCCUCAAUCUUCGACUUCUCCGCCUUCGCAGUCGACGAAGGCUUCAACCUCGCGAACUCCUCCGCCGCCGACGAAGACUCCGGAACGUUCCGAUUAGUCGACGGAAAACCCCCGCCUCGUCCCAGAUUCGGACCUAAAUGGAGAUUCAACAACUUCCACAACCGCAACCAGCUCCCCCAGCGCCGCGACGAAGAAGUCGAGGCGAAGAAACGAGAGGCCGAGAAGGACCGCGCUCGUCGCGAUCGUCUCUACAAUAACAACCGUAACAACCUCCACCACAACCACCACACGCGCCGCGAAAACGCCGCGUUUAAAUCGUCGGUGGAUAUUCAACCGGAAUGGAAUAUGCUCGAGCAGAUUCCUUUCUCGGCCUUCUCGAAACUCUCGUUCACCGUUCAGGAGCCCGAGGAUCUUCUCCUAUGCGGUGGACUCGAGUCUUACGAUCGUAGCUACGAUCGCAUCACUCCUAAAGCCGAGCGGAGAUUAGAACGUUUCAAGAACCGUGGAUUUAAAGUAACUACCAGCGACGAUGACGUCAUCAGGCGGUUAGCUAAGGAAGAUAAGGCGACGGUUUUCGCAACUGACGCAAUCUUGGCUGCUCUCAUGUGUGCUCCGAGGUCUGUUUACUCAUGGGAUCUCGUGAUACAGCGCGUGGGGAAUAAGCUGUUUUUCGAUAAAAGAGAUGGUUCUCCUCUUGAUUUGUUAUCGGUCCACGAGACGUCUCAGGAGCCUUUACCUGAAGGGAAGGAGGAUAUAAACUCAGCACAUUCACUAGGCCUCGAGGCGGCUUUUAUUAACCAGAAUUUCGCGCAGCAGGUUUUGGUUAAGAACGGGAAGAGGGAGGUUUUCGACGAGCCGAUUCCGAAUGUGAAUGAAGGUGAAGAGAAUGCUUCUGUUGCUUAUAGGUAUAGGAGGUGGAAGUUGGAUGAUAGUAUGUAUCUGGUAGCUAGGUGUGAGUUACAGAGUACUGUUGAGAUGAAUAGCCAGAAGAGUUUCUUGACUUUGAACGCGCUUAACGAGUUUGAUCCGAAGUAUUCCGGUGUUGAUUGGAGGCAGAAGCUGGAGACUCAGAGAGGUGCGGUUUUGGCUAAUGAGUUGAAGAAUAAUGGGAAUAAGUUGGCUAAGUGGACGGCGCAGGCGCUUUUGGGUAAUGCGGAUAUGAUGAAGAUUGGGUUUGUUUCUAGGGUUCAUCCUCGUGAUCAUUUUAACCAUGUGAUACUGUCGGUUUUGGGGUAUAAGCCGAAGGAUUUCGCAGGGCAGAUUAAUUUGAAUACUGCUAAUAUGUGGGGUAUUGUGAAGUCGAUUGUUGAUUUGUGUAUGAAGCUGAGUGAAGGGAAGUAUGUUUUGGUGAAGGAUCCGGUGAAGCCGCAGGUUAGGAUUUAUGAGGUUCCGGCUGAUGCUUUUGAGAAUGAUUAUGUUGAGGAGCCUCUCCCUGAGGAUGAGCAGGUUCAGCCACCUGAGGAGAACAGCACUGAAGGAGAGACUAAUGGAGCUGCAGAGGAGAAGAAACCUGAAGAUCAAGCCUGAUUUUGGUAAAUGUUAAGAGAUGUUUUGAGUUUUUUUACCUUUUUAAAGCUCUACAAAUAUGCUCUUUUUGAAGAGCUAAAACGGUUAAUUUUGCUGGUUUAUGCUUUGUCUUAGAGAAAACGUUAUUUCAUUAUGUAAGAAGAUUGUUGGACCUUGCGUCUUGUUUGAAUUUUGAUCUAAGACUGUUAAUUUUGAUGGUUUGAA